GGAACUAGCCCUAAUCACAAUAAAGAAGAAAUAAAAAGAAGUUAAAUGUGAAUCAAUGACUACGUUUAGACGGUGCUUUUUUCCAGUUUUGUAAAUACAGACCGGUAUAUUUAUAUAUAUCAAUAGAUAUGUUUUUAUAUUGAUAUAAAUAAACCGGAAUAAUAAGAGCACCGUGUAAACGUAGUCUAUUUUCUUUGAGGUUGUUCUCUUAGGCCUGUUAUAUUUCAUCGCGUGGGUGCGAAUUGCUCGCGUUCGCGUUGUAUUUCAAUCAGAAAAUUGUUAAAAGAAUUCGAUGUUUAAUAUGUAUUCAUCAUUAUCAUAUUCAAGUUACGCGCGCGUGUGAUGUGUCGCAAUCUAAAGAAACAAAUGCAUCAUAUUCCCAUAUGGGAAACAAAAGAAUUACGAAGUUAGUCAAUCGAGAGACACGUUGAGUCACCACGUUGCUCCAAUCUUUAAUCUUUAAUAAAACUUUCCGUCAUAGUAAUCUCGAUAUAAUAAAAAAUCGGUUUACUUAAUUCUAAAAUAUUACCCUGCUCUUUCAAUAAAUAUUUUUACAAAACCCGAAAAAACAAGAUUUUCGUGAUGGAUAGAAAAGUUUCCUUGCUGGACGGUAGUUUGGCGACACAAAUAGCAGUUCAUGUAGGCAAAAAUCCGGACGGUGAUCCGCUGUGGACAGCCAGAUUUAUCACCACGGAUCCGAAUGCAGUAUACGCGACCCAUUUGGAUUUUUUACGUGCCGGCUCGAAUAUUAUCGAAACUGUGACUUACCAAGCUUCGAUAGGUGGUUUUAAAGAACACUUGGGAUUGAAUGAUAAGCAAAGUUUAGAUCUCAUUCGCAAGGCAGUCGAGCUUGCCAAAAAAGCUAUUGAAACGUAUAAAGAGGAGUGCAACGAUAAGAAAAGUGUCAACAGAGAAAUCUUGGUUGCUGGGUCUUGUGGCCCUUACGGCGCUACUCUGCACGAUGGUUCUGAGUACACUGGUGCUUAUUGUGAAAAAGUAUCAAAGGAAUUUCUCAUGAGUUGGCAUAGACCAAGAAUCGAAGCUCUAUUGAACGCGGGUGUUGAUUUAUUGGCUAUCGAGACAAUUCCUUGCGAGAAAGAAGCAGCAGCGCUUGUCGAUUUGCUAAAAGAAUAUCCCCACGCAAAAGCUUGGUUAUCCUUUUCCUGUAGCAAGGAUGGCAUAAAUUUGGCAAAUGGAACCAAAUUCCAGGAAGUAGCAUUACAGUGUUAUCAAAAAUCUCUGCCUGGUCAGAUUAUUGCUAUAGGGGUCAAUUGUCUCUCUCCAAAAAUCGUCACUUCAUUGCUCAAGGGUAUCAACAAAGAUAAUCAUGUGACCAUUCCUUUAGUUGUUUAUCCAAAUAGUGGCGAAGUUUACAGUUCUGAGGAAGGAUGGAUAAAAGAUAAUGGUGAAUCCAUCACACCAGCAGAUUUUGUUCACGAAUGGCUCGAUCUUGGAGUUCGUUAUAUCGGUGGUUGUUGUCGAACCAAAGCCGAAGAUGUUGUGAAAAUUCGCAAGCAAAUCGAACUUUGGCAGUCACAGGAGAGAGAAUCACUGCUGUAAUAAUUUCUUUGUGGGACUACGUCGAAUAAUCGACUUUUACGGGUCGUACAUUUCUUACGGACAGAAAACAAAAGUUAAUUUUGUUUCUCUCUAAAAUAUGAUUGCACAUCGAGGGUGAGGAAGGAUGAGAAAGAUUUUAUCUCAUAUUUUCACUGGCUGCCACAAGAAACGUAAUUACGAAUUGAAUAAUUGAGUAUGAAUUGAAAUAAUAUACAAACUCUUUGAAAUAUCCAUUUUUUGUUUCAAAUUUCUGAAAUACAUAACUUGUACAUUCCA
Venturia canescens is the source of this 1836-nucleotide messenger RNA. RefSeq names its product homocysteine S-methyltransferase-like. Gene Ontology annotation, biological process: S-methylmethionine cycle. The transcript has a single exon. The coding region runs from base 583 to 1560 and encodes 325 amino acids. Lineage: Eukaryota; Metazoa; Arthropoda; Insecta; Hymenoptera; Ichneumonidae. The record is from RefSeq and is a predicted model, not a curated record. Gene Ontology annotation, molecular function: zinc ion binding; S-adenosylmethionine-homocysteine S-methyltransferase activity.